CAGCCAUAGAGUCUCACUAAAGUUAGACCUGGUGAUUGCCAGACAAAAGAGAAGUACGAGCUGCGAAGUCCUCUCAUCAUGGAGAAAUUUACAGCUGCUAUGCUCCUGGCUGCGGUGGGUGAUUCGUUGGGAUAUAGAAACUUUAGCUCGGAAAUUUGCUGUUCAGGUGUAAAGAUUCUUGAGGAGGUGAAAGAACUAGGAAGUUUAGAAAAGUUGGUGCUAUCAGCCGAAAAAUGGCCAGUCAGUCACAACACGCUAAUGCAUAUGGCUACUGCAGAAGCUCUUGUCACAGAUUUCUGGUGCUUGGAAGAUCUGUACCGGGAAAUGGUGAAGCAGUAUGUUGAUGCUGUUGACAAGCUACAAGGGAGGAGGCCAGACCCAGCAACCAUCGAAGGCUGUUCUCACCUUAAGCCAGAUAACUAUUUGCUUGCAUGGCAUACUCCAUUUAAUGAAAAAGGUUCUGGAUUUGGAUCUGCCACAAAAGCGAUGUCCAUUGGUAUGAGAUACUGGAAACCUGAGAGGCUUGAAACGUUGAUUGAAGUCAGCAUUGAAUGUGGGAGGAUGACUCACAACCACCCAACAGGAUUUCUGGGUUCGCUCUGCAGUGCUUUGUUUGCUUCUUAUGCAAUACAAGGAAAGCCUUUGGCUCAAUGGGGAAGAGAUAUGCUUAAGGUCAUUCCAAUGGCUGAAGAAUACUGUAAGAAAACCAUUCGUCAUAUGGCAGAAUACCAAGAGCAUUGGUUCUACUUUGAAGCUAAAUGGCAAUUUUAUCUGGAAGAAAGAGAACUAGAAGAAGAAAAUAUGAACAAGCCCAAUUUUCCUGAUAAGUAUGAUGCUGAUGAGAGAGACAAGACAUAUAAGAAAUGGAGUUCAGAGGGCCGUGGAGGAAGAAGAGGACAUGAUGCACCAAUGAUUGCAUAUGAUGCUCUAUUAGGAGCUGGUGGGGAUUGGAAAGAGCUCUGCAGUCGAGCCAUGUUCCAUGGAGGAGAAAGUGCUGCUACCGGAUCUAUUGCUGGGUGUCUGUUUGGGUUGCUGUAUGGUAUAAACAAUGUACCAAAGGGUCUAUACCAGGAACUUGAACUAAAAGAAAGGCUCAUGUAUUUGGGCGAGAAGCUCCAUCAAGUCUCUUCAAAGGAAAACAUCAUAAAAACCCAUGGUGGUAGGAUAUCAGUAGAUCUGAUCCUUCUGAAGAAAAAGGCCAAUAAAAUUGGGAACCCAGGUGAACAGGCUGUUCUCAGUAGUCUACUGGAGUACAUCAGUAAUUUGAAUGAUUCUGAUGACACAACAUUAACGAAAAAUGAAAAGACUCCUAAGCUUCAGAGAGACAAACCACAACACAAUAAGCAGGAACACAAUAACGGCAAAAAUGUCUUAAGACCUUCCAGAUUUCAGCUCUUACAGUCCAAGUUUUUAAAUCCAAACCAUGAACCUCCAAAGAAGAGGCCAAAGGAAGUAGGCAAAUUAACUUUUAAGGAAAAUCGUUGUACAAGUAGAAUUUCCAAAGGCAAUACUGUAAAAAAAUUAGACCCAUCGAGAUUAAAACUAAUUAAGGAUGAAAAAGCAAGGAAUGACCUACACUUUCAUAAUGAAAGAAAUCAGUGGAAUAAAAGCAAUGGGAAAGGCAGAGUAAUAGCCAUUUUGACAAAAUUUACUGUUGCGGAAGAAAAAGAAAGUAAAAUAAAGUCAGCAAAUAUAAAAAAUAAUGUGCCCAAAAUACUCAACAAAAGCACAAUUAUUUCUGCCCUAAAAGAGAAAUUUGAACAAAACUGUACAAUCCACUCUGUAAAAGGAGCAGAGUCUUCACUGCCUCCUAAGGAACGUAUUGUGAAAGACUCUUCAAGUGCUAAAUGUAUUAGAGAAGCAGAGGCUCUGGUAUUACAUAUCACCACAAUGACUACAACGUGUAUUGAACGUCCAAAACCAGAAUGUGCAGCUCUAAAGGAACAGAUUAUUCCAUCCAUCCAGGCUAAGAGCAUAACUAUGAAAGUAUAUGGUCCAAAGACAUUAAUCCUAAAUUCCAGGAAUAUGGAUUCACAGAAACACACAUGUAGAAAUGAUAAAAAGGAUUAUGAUGUAAUAUGUGAAGAGAGGCAAUGCACUAAACCCACUACAAUAAUGAAAAAUAUAAGUGUGAAUCAAGAUAGCAUUAGUGCUACACAGAAGGACAAUAAAGAAAAUUUAACAGAUGAAAACGAACAGAAAAGCAACUAUUCAGAAAAAAGACAAACAAAUGGAUGGAUUAGAGAAGAUGGAAUAGAAAGCUUAUAUACUAAUGAUGAAAUACAAAUGGAAAACGUGUCUGGCACAAAGUCAGCCAUUAGCAAUUGUUUAGAUGCAAUAAAAGUUCUUAGUAAUGUAGAAAUGGAACCGGUAGCUGAUGUUCAGUUGUGGGACAAAAGCGGACCAUCCUCAAAAAACUUGGAUCUAGGUAAACAAGACUGUAUGGACAGUCUGCACAACAACCAGCCGAAUGAUAGAAGUAAUGAUGUUAUACGUUUAAGCACAAUAACAAAUGAGCAGAACAACAGCCAGAAGGUGGAAACUAGCAAUAAUGUUAUAGAUCACAUUUUAAAUGAAGGUAUACCUAAUAACAAUACUAAAAAUAUUGAACUUAAUGAUGUCCAGAUCUAUAGGUCUAACAAAGUUGUUUUAAAUGAGAAUAAAAGUAAACAGCAGAAUGACUACAUUGAUAAAGAGCACAACGUUUCAAAUAAUAGUAAUGACGUAUGCACUGUGAAGUCGGAAGAUACUGAACUAAAGAACAUCUGUAUGAUGGAAAAGAAAAAUGAGCUAAUAAAGUUUGAUCUUGGUGGCCAGAUAGGUGAAGGACACAAAUUAUUUAACUUUGCCAUCCAUAAAGAAGAAAUUGCUCUGAAUGACUGCAUUGAUAAAGAGCACAAAGUUUCAAAUAAUAGUAAUAACAUAUGCACUAUGAAGUCGGAAGAUACUGAACUAAAGAACAUCUGUAUGAUGGAAAAGAAAAAUGAGCUAAUAAAGGUUGAUCUUGGUGGCCAGAUAGUCGAAGGACACACAUUACUUAACUUUGCCAUCCAUAAAGAAGAAGUUGCUCUGGAUUCCCCAUAUAUUUGUUUACGUCAAACUGGUCUCAUGAGCAGAGAAGAAGCCAUAAACAGUCCUCUGUGUCCUGCAAUGAAAAACCUCAUAAGCAGUAACAAGGCACCCAAUCAACAAAAAAACAAAUACGGCAAUCUUUGUCAGAUGUAUGUACCAGAUCAGACCCCAGAACUGAUUCCUUCAGUUCUUACAGAGACAGCAACUUGCAGCACAGAACCAAUUGUUCUAUGUCACAUGGCUUUGGCUACAACUGUAGAUGUUCAUCAAAACAAUUUGAAUGUUAAAGAAGCAAAGAAUACUACAAAGAAACUAUCAAGAUAUGAUAAAACACCAAUAAAACAUUGUAUAGAAAGAGACAAAGACAACUUGAAAGCUAAAUCACAUACAGAUACAGGGGGUCUACAGGAAACAAGGGCCAAUAAAGUGUCUUUGGGUUAUCUAAAUGAAAAACAAUGUGCAGCAGAUGGAAAAGAAUACUCCAUAACUCAAUUAGGAAGAGACCUCUCCAGCACACAGGAUACUAUGACAUGUGCUUCAAAGGAGAAAAAUAAUGACAUAUUGGAGGUUCCACAUCAUUUCACAGAAGGGGGCAGUUUAGAGGACAUGUUACAUGUGAUGAAGCAUGAUAAUACACAAAUGGAAAAUAUUAGUGACCCAUUAUCUGCAACCUGUGAAAACACCGAAUUAAAGGACGUGAAAGAUUUCUUGUGUCAGGAAGAGAUGAGGCUAGAUCCAAUAUCUUCCACUGAGUCAAUGAUUGAUUCAAAAGCGGGCAACUAUAAGAUUGACAAAAGAGUAACACCUAAAUAUCAAAUAACAUCAAUGAAGGAUCUUUCUAGUGAUCAUAACCUCAUGUCAAAUACAACCAACAAAAUAACAUCUAAAUAUGAAAUAUCAUCGAUAAAGGACCUUUCUAGUGAACAUAACCUCAUGUCAGAUACAACCAACAAAAAAGUAACAUCUAAAUAUGAAAAAUCAUCGAUAAAGGACUUUCCUAGUGGACAUAACCUCAUGUCAGCUACAAUAGACAAAAAGGUAGCAUUUAAAUAUCAAAUACCAUCAACAAUAGACUUUUCUAGUGAACAUAACCUCAUGUCAAAUACAACCAACAAAAAAGUUACACCUAAAUAUGAAAUAUCAUCGAUAAAGGACCUUUCUAGUGGUCAUAACCUCAUGUCAGAUACAACCAACAAAAAAGUAACAUCUAAAUAUGAAAAAUCAUCGAUAAAGGACCUUCCUAGUGGACAUAACCUCAUGUCAGAUGCAAUAGACAAAAGAGUAACAUCAAAAUAUCAAAUACCAUCAACAAGGGACUUUUCUAGUGAACAUAACCUCAUGUCAAAUACAACAAACAAAAAAGUAACAUCUAAAUAUCAAAAACCAUCAACAAAGGACCUUUCUUGUGAGCAUAACCGUAUGUCAAAUACAACAAACAUUAACAUCAAUGACAUGUCCAAAUAUAAAGUGCAAAGUUAUAAAGACACAGAAAUCUCAAAGCAAUCAUUUAAGCCUUUGAUUGUAACAGUUUUUGACACUUUUAAACAUCACACCUGAGUUCUUUUACUUGUCCAAGUACAAUACAAUUGAUUUCUUUAUGUUGCAUAUUUUGAUUUCUUCUACAACUGUCAACACAUAAUCCUUUUUAGGUCAUAUAGUUAUUGUCUCCUGAACACGAGAACUUUGCCUCUAAAAGGCACAAGCAGAAUAUGAUAUCAAACAGUUGGGUUGCUAAUUGAUAUAUAUCCAUAUGCUUGCUGAAGUGGUUAACAUUCUAAAAAAAAUACGAGUACAAACCCCCAUCAUCAUAAUAACCACUAUUACCAUCAUCAUCAUCAUCAUGAAAGUGACACUCAUCAUAUCAGUCUUUAUGCCAUCAAAUUUGAAUAAAUAUUUUUUGUUUGCAGAUUGUUCAUAAACCCAUUCAGAAAAUAUUGAUCUGAAUUAAAAGGUUCAUCAAAGGUCCUUUAUUACAAGAUUUGCUCUUUUGGAGAUUUUCUGGCUACAAAAGUGGGGAUAACUGCAAGAGCUUCCUCUAUGACCUCCACAAGCACACAUAUAUAGGAUAUAGUUUUUUGGGGACAACUACUUUAAUUACAUUCAAAGCUAUGGACACCUUCAGGGCAAUUUUUUUCUAUGAUUGCAUUUUAUUCAGUUUGAGCUAAAAAUAAUUAUUCAAUAGGUCUUCAUUAAACAUUUGCAGCAACUUUUGUGAUACAUGAUGUUAACAAUCAGUCUACUUGCAGACUAACCCUCUUGAGUUCCAUCAGCUAACGACUCAUGUGAAGCUUUAUCUCUGAUCUCCUGACCUGAUAAACUGGCAUUAUACAGUCAAGUUUACAGUCAAAUAAACUCUUUAUCUAAUUGAAAAGAAUAUGGCUUAAAGUAGUUGUCCAGGUUCAGAGCUGAACUCGGACAUAACCCCUACUUCCCCCAUUCAGCCCUUCUGAGUUGAGCAUUUAUACUCCGAUGCUCCCCCUUGCCCUGUGCUGCAUCACACAGGGCGAGGGCUGUUUGUUUACCUUAUUACACUACUAGGCAGAGGUUUCAGCCUAGCAGUGAUCCCGGU
This is a messenger RNA of Bufo gargarizans (Asiatic toad), 5641 nucleotides long. RefSeq names its product ADP-ribosylhydrolase like 1 (gene ADPRHL1). The record is from RefSeq and is a predicted model, not a curated record. The coding region runs from base 79 to 4629 and encodes 1516 amino acids. Lineage: Eukaryota; Metazoa; Chordata; Amphibia; Anura; Bufonidae. Gene Ontology annotation, biological process: protein de-ADP-ribosylation. Gene Ontology annotation, molecular function: ADP-ribosylarginine-[protein] hydrolase activity; magnesium ion binding. The transcript has 8 exons.